This is a messenger RNA of Arabidopsis arenosa, 1201 nucleotides long. The record is from the annotation of a GenBank genome assembly. Lineage: Eukaryota; Viridiplantae; Streptophyta; Magnoliopsida; Brassicales; Brassicaceae.
UUUAUUUAAUUUUUGUAGAUAAGAACCACCACCGAACUUACAAAUUUGAAAUUCCCAAAGCAAACCAAUUCUCUCAAUGCCUCUUCUUCUCCCUACCUCUUCCUUCAAAACGACAGCCACCGUCGUAAUCGCCGGCGUUUUAUCCGUUGCAACAGCGGUGAUUCUCACCGUACCUUCCGUUUCCCAUUUCGUGGUCUCUUGCUUUCCGAUUAUUUACGAUAACACCGUCUUCCUUGUAAAACCACCGUAUCUUUACUUAGUCAUCAACUGUAUCAUCGUCUGCAUCGUCGCUACUUCUAAACUCACUCAUAAAUCGUCCUCCGUCGAUGGUUCUGAGAUCUCUGAAGUAGUAACUCCGGUUUUGGUACCGGUUCAGUUACCUUCUGAUAUCGAUACCGGUUAUUUAAACGUCGUUCAUGUGGUUUCUGAUUAUACCGGAUUUGUUGAGAAAAUCGAUGACGUGUCGAUUAAUCCAACGGUGGAGGAUGUCCGGAAGUUUCCAGAAGUUCAGGAGGCGGAGAAGUCAAAACCGAGUAGCGAUUCGCCGGAACCGGAGACGGAGAAGCCAAAACUGAAGAAUGAUUCGCCGGAGAUUGCGAUUUUGAAGCAUAGUACGAGAAAACCGCCGAGAUUUAAUCAGCAAAAAUCUCUUAAAUCUAAUUCAGAAGGUGGAAAUAAAAAGACGGCGUUGGGAGUAACAAAGCCACCGAGGAGACAAGACACGCUGGAGACGACGUGGAAGAAGAUAACGGAAGGACGUUCAACGCCGUUAACUAAGCACUUGACUAAAUCUGACACGUGGCAAGAAAGAGCUCACGUGCAAAGCUCACCAGAAAAUAAAGAGGAGAAGAUGACCAAGUCCGAGAAUUUAAAUGACAUUAAUGCCCCUACGGAGGAGGAGGAGGAGAAGGAGAAGUCGGUGUUGAAACGCGAGCCGUCGCCGGGACAGGAGGAGUUGAAUCGGCGCGUGGAAGCGUUUAUUAAGAAGUUUAACGAAGAGAUGAGAUUGCAAAGAUUAGAAUCUUUGGCUAAAUAUAAUGAAAUGGUAAAUGGAGGGACUCGUUUGUAAAUUUUGGAGUUUUUGUUUAGGUGUCGGUGAAGGAGAAAAUGACGGCACAGUCGCAAAAGUUGACUUGACUCUUUUUUAGAACCACUUAAGAGUUUUUUUUCCUUCUUCCAGGAACAAAAUUUCAAGAUACAA